CAACACAAUAAGGCAAAAUAUUAACAUACCUUCCAUUUCUCCUCCUUUUCAGUGUCCAAUGGCAUGUAACAGAUCAGAGAGAUUAAUGAAAUUAGCUGAAAGGCUUCAUCUUUAUAACCCUUUUGAUACCUCCUCCAACACUAUAAAUACCCAAUCUCAAAAUCAAGAAUUUGUUCCCAAAAAACAAGAAUUGGGGACAGAUCCAAUAGCUAAUAAUAAUAAUAGUAAUUCAAUAAGAUCCAAAUCAAACAGGGCUGCAGUUUUGGUGUGUCUAUUUGAAGACCAACAAGGACAUCUUCGUGUAAUCCUCACCAAAAGAGCUUCUACACUAUCUACACACUCUGGUGAAGUUGCUUUGCCUGGUGGGAAAGUAGAAGAAGGUGAUGCCGAUGACAUUGAGACAGCAUUGAGAGAGGCUGAGGAGGAGAUUGGAUUAGACCGUUCACUUGUAUAUGUUGUCACUGUUCUUGAAUCCUUUACCAACAAGAAGGGAAUUACAGUGAUUCCUGUUGUGUGCAUACUUUGGGACCGGAACACAUUCAACCCGUUAAGAAAUACUGCAGAAGUGGCAGCAAUAUUUGAUGCACCUCUAGAGAUGUUUCUUAAGGAUGAGAAUCGACGAGAAGAAGAGCGUGAACACAUGGGAGAUAAAUAUGUACUCCAUUUCUUUAAUCAUGAAACAGAGAAUGAGAAGUAUAUCAUAUGGGCUCUAACUGCUGGCAUUUUGAUUAAAGCUGCAUCGAUUGUGUACCAACGGCCCCCUGAUUUUCAAGAACGAAGGCCUAGAUUUUGGAGUAGAAGUCUCCAAUGAAAGACGUUAUUGCCAAAUCUAUCGCGAGACUUUUUGAACUUUAAACAUAAGGGAUAGUUCCUUCCAAAUGAAGUAAAUCAAAUUACA
Molecule: messenger RNA, 898 nt
Organism: Solanum dulcamara
Lineage: Eukaryota; Viridiplantae; Streptophyta; Magnoliopsida; Solanales; Solanaceae
Product: nudix hydrolase 11-like
Exons: 4
Coding region: 59-811 (250 amino acids)
Biological process (GO): coenzyme A catabolic process
Molecular function (GO): coenzyme A diphosphatase activity; acetyl-CoA hydrolase activity
Source: RefSeq, a predicted model, not a curated record